Pseudopodoces humilis (Tibetan ground-tit) is the source of this 3031-nucleotide messenger RNA. Its product is annotated as N-ribosyldihydronicotinamide:quinone dehydrogenase 2. Lineage: Eukaryota; Metazoa; Chordata; Aves; Passeriformes; Paridae. Gene Ontology annotation, molecular function: NAD(P)H dehydrogenase (quinone) activity. Gene Ontology annotation, cellular component: cytosol. The record is from RefSeq and is a predicted model, not a curated record.
CCCCAGGGCCCGGGGCGGGCGGCCGGGUAGCGGGGCCGCCGGGAAGGCUCCCGGCCUCGGAUGUGCUCCGGACCCCGAGCAGCAGGCACCACCAAGAUUAUCAAGAGAGAAGCGCCCCAGCUCUCCCCAACGAUGGCAGGGAAAAGAGUCCUGAUAGUCUAUGCACAUCAAGAGCCCAAGUCCUUCAAUGGAUCUUUGCUGAAGAUUGCUGUGGAAGAACUGACCAAGCAGGGCUGCAGCGUCACCGUGUCGGAUUUAUACGCCAUGCAGUUUGAGCCCAGAGCAACAAGAAAUGACAUUGUUGGUCGCCUGCACAACUCAGAAGCCUUCAAUUAUGGUGUGGAAACCUGGGAAGCUUACAAGAGAGGAGGUUUGUCCAAAGACCUGGUUGAAGAGCAGAAGAAGGUGCAGGAAGCAGACUUGCUGAUUUUUCAGUUUCCCUUGUUUUGGUUCAACAUGCCUGCAAUCCUGAAGGGCUGGAUGGACAGAGUCUUGGUCCAAGGCUUUGCUUAUGAUUUGUCAAAGGCUUACGAUGGUGGCUUGCUCCAGGGCAAAUUAUCUCUGUUUUCUUUCACCACGGGAGGAAGCAAAGAGAUGUAUUCAAAAGAAGGUAUCGGUGGUGAUAUUCGCUAUGUCCUGUGGCCCAUGCAGCAUGGAAUCAUGCACUUCUGUGGUCUCAAAGUCCUUGAACCUCACAUCUGUUAUGCUCCAGAGAAUGUCUCCCAGGAGAAGAGGAAGGAGAUGCUGACUGCCUGGGCCCAGCGUCUGAAGACUCUUUGGAAGGAAGAACCCAUAGACUGUUCUCCUGAGUGGUAUUUCAAGUAGUGUUCAGGUGUGAGACUACAGAGAGAAGGGCUUUUUCCCUUAAUUCUUUUUCGUGUUCUAUCUAAAUACAUGAACUCUAAUCUCUUAAUUCAAAUAUAUUUUAAGAAUCUUGAAUACUACAUCUAGCAGUUUCACUGAUUAUUAUAACGUAGCAUUUAUCUUCACUGAUUCCCAAGGGAUUCCCUUCACAAGGAUGGGUGCAAAACUCUUUGCGUUGUUCUCCUUGCUCACAAGAACGGUGUCAUUCUGCCUCCUUGUGGAUGAGAACACGUGUGAUAUUUCAUGGCAGAUUAUGCCAUUGCUGCUUGUCAAACAGUGAAGUACAUGGCCAAGUUAAUUUUAUCACUGUUUGUACCAGUUGCCACUUUUUUCCCUUUACCAGGGAAUAUGGUGCCCAUACCCAACUUGUCAUUUAAAAGCCACUUGUCAUUGGUUGUGAGAGUUCCAACACUUGUGCCUUGGAGCUAUAAAACCACAUCAUGAGCAGUGUUGCAAAAGGAUGUAUGGUUGCAAAGUGUCUUAAACAGCUGGAAAGCCUUGUGGGCAGCCCUAGGCUUCUCCAGGUAUCUAUAAAGCAAUAUUAAAGCUAUGACAGAUACCAGAAAUGGGAAAAAAUAAAUACGAAUGUAGUGGCGCGUGCAUGAAUUGCCUUCCUUUGUAGACUACAACUUCCAUUUGUAAAGUAUGCAGCUUCCCAUAAUAAAAGUAGAGAGAAAAAGGAACCCCAUCUGUUGCCUGCCCCCUCACACUAGUCAGUGUUGGUGUUUGGGUCUGGAGGGUGUUAGCUUCCUCUCCAGCAUCAGCACCAAUGGGCUUCCUUGGAGAUCUCCAAUGCCAGCAGUUGGUGAGGCAGAGCACUAACCCAAAAACCUGCAGGUGCACUGUCUGUGGGUCAAGGUCUAUGGGAAAGAUAAAUUGUCUGGCUAAUAAUAGUCAAGAUUUUUACUUGGAACUGUAGCAGGAUUAUUUUUGUGCUUUAGAGUUGUUAACCAUGUUUGUGCAUAUGACAAGGGCUGGGUUUCUUGCUUAGUUGCUGAAUUUCUUGCUUUGACCAGCUCACCUAACUGCUGCCUUUGCACUUUGAUUUUAAAAGAAUGUGGCCUCAAUAAGUACCCAUCUCCUGAGUCACUGUCAAUGACACCUAGACCCUUGUACAUCUGCCACACCUGCUUUGUCACAGUCUUGUCACACCCCAGCCUUACAGUUCCUUAGGGUCUAACUGGAUGAUAAACAUUCUGAGCCCAGACUCUGGAGGCUCAGUGUAAGCUGAUACACCAGACUGGGAAAUGCCACCACAGGGAAAGGGUCACGUGUUACUGUUUACUCCCAUAUGAAAUGGAGGGCUGCAUCCAGCAGAGACAUUUCCCAGCAAGCAGAGCUGCCUGAAGCUGGCACAGAUGUCUGCUGUGGGGUGUGUGAGCCAAAGUCUUUAGGCUGCAGAAGCAGGAAUUUUACUUUGGCUCAACAGCUCUGUUAUAGGAAAAGGAAAGUGAAAGGGAAUAAGGAGGAAAGUGUUACAUAUCUUAAGUUGUGGGAAAAGCAGAUUCAUGCCUAAAAGACUUAAGGAGAGCAACUUAGCUACCAAGAGAAAUUUGAAGACAAAUUUUAAAAUUGCAUAAAAGAGAACUGAUCCUUCUAUACACUGUAUUCAAUUAACAGACUAUUCAGGAAAGAAGGAAAUUGAGGUGAAAGCAGAAGUUGCAAUGUCAAACCAACAUUACUGCUUUGGAUCAAUUGCAGAGCUUAGUGGGGUUAACUAUUAGAUGAAAAAUGCCAGACUGACCUGUAUGUUGAGGAUACUGUGCUUGACACUAUUGGCAGACACAUGCCAGCUCCCGCAUAUAAGGUAGCACUAAAUUUUGAUAAGUUGGCUGAGAUUUUUAGUACAAAGUAUGUGAAUGGUUGAAAUGAAUGCAAGUUCAGUUUAAGUUAAAAGAAUAAUAGGCUUAUUAAAUUCCCAUUAAUGCUAAAAUUGAAGACUUCUGCUCAGAUAAAUUCAUUAUUGUGUAAAGUACUAAAAAUGUACCAAUCUUUUUGUCCAUUUCAAGAUGACCUUUCCUUCUUCUCAAAUCAGAAUUAAGACAUUUCUCUGUAAAUUCAGACUGCAUUUCUGGAUCAGUUUAUUUUCCCUAUUCAUUUUACAAAGGAAUGUCAUAACUGGCAACAACGACCUCUAAGCACAAAUAAACGGCAAUUUCUUUCUUUG